Messenger RNA from Drosophila santomea, 758 nucleotides. RefSeq names its product protein FAM207A. Gene Ontology annotation, cellular component: nucleolus; 90S preribosome; preribosome, small subunit precursor. Lineage: Eukaryota; Metazoa; Arthropoda; Insecta; Diptera; Drosophilidae. The record is from RefSeq and is a predicted model, not a curated record. Gene Ontology annotation, biological process: maturation of SSU-rRNA from tricistronic rRNA transcript (SSU-rRNA, 5.8S rRNA, LSU-rRNA). The coding region runs from base 71 to 610 and encodes 179 amino acids. The transcript has a single exon.
UGACACUGGUUUUUUGGUUUAGCACGCUGCACGUUUGUUUUGAUUUUGUUGCCGCAGAAAUUGCAGUAAAAUGGCAAAGACCAAGAAAAAUGUGAGGGCCAAGGCGAAAAGCGUGGUGGGAGCGGCCAAGCAGAAGGCUCAGGACAUGCAGGGAAAGCUGCGCCAGGAACGCCUCCUUCACAAGACACUCACGCCCAAGAAGACGAUCACCAAGAAGGAGAAAUCUGAGGCGAAGCACAAGAAGCUGCUCAAACGAUUCGCCGAAACGCGCAAGGAUCGCAAGGAGGAGCAGGCGCGCAAGAAUCGCGAGAAGACCAAGGUCAUUGGCGAUCUAAAACCACUCCGGGAUGCCCUGCCCUCGCUGCAGGACAUCUAUAAACUGGUGAAAAGCAAGCAAAAGGAUGGUUCAGAACAGGCAGCGCUCACAGAACCAGAGAUUCCACUGAGUGCCAACGAGAAGAUUCGGAAAAAGCGCACAGACAUGGUCAACAGCGUGAAGUCCUUCGAGAAGCUCAUCAAGGACAAGAACUUCAAGAAGAAUCCCCGCGAAGUCAUUGCCUCCCAUGUGCGCAACAAGUACCAGGCGAUGGAGGAGGACGACGACGAAUAGAAGCCUUCAAUCACUUUAUUUUAAGUCAUAACUUUUAAGUACACAAACAAAACAAAGAUUGUAAAGAACUAUAGACGAAGAAAAUAUAAUACAAGAAAGUCACCCGUUGAGUGCCUCAAAAAAUAAAAACCAAAUUUAUGCUUCGAAA